This is a messenger RNA of Dunckerocampus dactyliophorus (ringed pipefish), 3532 nucleotides long. It is a transcript of the gene tpm1, whose product is annotated as tropomyosin 1 (alpha). Lineage: Eukaryota; Metazoa; Chordata; Actinopteri; Syngnathiformes; Syngnathidae. The record is from RefSeq and is a predicted model, not a curated record. Bases 2130 to 2870 code for a protein of 246 amino acids. Gene Ontology annotation, molecular function: actin filament binding. Gene Ontology annotation, cellular component: actin filament. The transcript has 8 exons. Gene Ontology annotation, biological process: cardiac muscle contraction; actin filament organization.
UCACUGCAUGUUCAAGUUUCGUUGCACACCUGCUUUUUCAGCUCCAGAAAUGUACAUUUCUCAAUAUAUACCCUCAAAAAUACUAUUUUUGUGGUUUUUACAGCUUGGGGACGCAACUUUUAGGCCCUAAAAAGCUGCCCUGGGGCCUGAUAACUUAAUCAUAUUAUCCAUAUUAGUUUAGGACCCUUAUUUUUUAACAGUAAAAGGUUCCUAAAACAAAGGGUCAUUACCCAAAAUGGGCUGCUGCUCAAUUUUCUAGAUGUUAUUCAUCAUAAAAGAGGCAUACAUGCUCUUAAUUUAAAGUUUUAUGAUAAAUUAAAAGUCUGUUCGUCUUAGUGCUAUUUGUCAUUACUUCAUGUACACUAUUUUGGUCUUAUAUGCCUUAUUAUCUGAAAAGGUUUGGGAAACCCUACUCUAUAUGUCGCCCCAAUCAUGUACAAGGCAGCCCAAGGAAAGUCACACUAAACCUGAUGCCAACACCCACGGCAUCUAUUUUCAUUAUGGACACAUGAUAGCGAGGGGUAGUAUUAUAUUUUGCACACUAAUCCCCUCCGUUUUAUAUGUCACUGACUGCUGAAGGAUUUUUUUCCCUCCCCGCAGUGAAAAUCAAGUCAGACAGAGCCAGCAGAGAGAGUGGAUAUAUAUAGACAACUUCUUUAUAUGGUCAACAUUGAGCUGCAGGCUGCUUGCUUAGCAAAAGAGGGAAAAAACACGCACGGUUCCUCCUCUUGUCCCAGCAGUACACCAAAUAUAGUUAGAGGUGGAAAAUAUAUGUGGAAAGAAAUGACAUCUAGAAAUGACAUCUACUGCAUGUAGAUAUAUAGUAGGUGGAUAUACUUACUAUACGAACACCCCGUGGCAGGAAAGAUAUGUCAGUCAUUUAAUUUUAGGCACGCCAAAGGUCAUGGCCUGCUUGAGAUCAAGUCAUGAGGUCUUCAUGAUGAUUUUUUUUCACAUGUAAAAAUGUAAAACGCAAACAUGUCUCUAAAGUUCAAGUACUACUACAACAACUAUUUCUACUAUACAGUAGAUGGAUAGAUAAGAUAGAUAGAUAGAUAGAUAGAUAGAUAGAUAGAUAGAUAGAUAGAUAGAUAGAUAGAUAGAUAGAUAGAUAGAUAGAUAGAUAGAUAGAUAGAUAGAUAGAUAGCUACUUCAUAUGUACACUCAAAAAAUAGUGCGUUGACGUGAUAUAAUAUUUUCUUUGAUAUUUUAGUUCAGCUUAAAAAUACAAAUUAAUUAAUUAAAUGUUGGGGGGAAAAAACAAAUUUUAGCACUCAAAAAAUAAAUGCUGUUUUUUCUUUAGUAUCCUGACUGUUUAACAUGAUUGCAGUUUGUCAGAUUGACACAAAAUGGUAAUUUAUGUCUAGAAAUGUGGUUAUCCCGAGCACAAAAAAAAACAUAUUUUAGCAAAUGUGUUUGUUUUGUUUAGUCCAAAAAGAAAAGGCUGACUUAACUUAAUUUUUUAAGUUAAUUUAUGUACAUUAUAUACACACAAAUCUGUCUACCUUUUUUUAUUUGUGACAAAAAACGUUUAAAAUAUUUUACACUUAAAGUAUUGCCACUCAAAAAACACAAAAAACAUUUUUUAGUAUUUUAUUUAUUCACCUUUGAACGUAAAAAAGAGGAACAGAUUAUGCUCAGAAUAUUUUAACUAUAUUUUGCGGGUUCUCCUAAAUGUUUGUAGUUUUAUGUGAACUUUUUUCUACAUUUUUUCAUUGAUUUUUUGGUAUCUCCUCUGCCAGUGUCGUAUGUAAUGCUCGCCUUUGACCAGCAGAGGGGGCUGUAGGCUCGUUAGUGCUUUUUGGGUUAAUUCCUCCACAUUGAGAGGGCGUGUACAUCAUUAACAGGUCAUUCUUGUGGUAUCACUCUUAAUUUGGCAUUGCAUUACAUUCAUGAUCCAUGUGACCGGUGAUCUAAAUGUUGAUGUGAUGUAAUACUUUAUCGGCAAUUGAGUUGUUUUAUCAAUAAGAACUACUUCCUGGGCAAUAGCUGGCGUAGUCGCCGGGCUGCAUGUCAUCAGGCAGCCCACAAUGAAGGACGUCAUCUUGCUUCUUUGCAUGAUCUCGGAAGCUUCUGCGGUUUUUUUCCUUUUUUGAGCGUCUGAGAGAGUGUGCUCAUCAAGAAGAAGAAUGGCCUCGUCGGUGGAGGCUGUCAGACGAAAAAUACGAUCUUUGCAAGAGCAGGCGGACUGUGCGGACGACAAAUCCGAAAGAUUACAACAUGAGUUGCAUGAGCAACGCAAAGCCAGGGAGCAAGCUGAGGGUGACGUCGCUUCCCUCAACAGACGCAUCCAGCUGGUUGAGGAGGAGCUGGACCGUGCUCAGGAGCGUCUGGCCACCGCCCUGACCAAGCUGGAGGAGGCCGAGAAGGCCGCUGAUGAGAGCGAGAGAGGCAUGAAGGUCAUUGAGAACAGGGCCAUGAAGGAUGAGGAGAAGAUGGAGAUCCAGGAGAUCCAGCUGAAGGAGGCCAAGCACAUUGCUGAGGAGGCUGACCGCAAAUACGAGGAGGUGGCUCGUAAGCUGGUCAUCAUUGAGGGUGACCUUGAGCGUACGGAGGAGCGCGCUGAGCUGUCAGAAAGCAAAUGCGCUGAGCUGGAGGAAGAGUUGAAAACUGUGACCAACAACCUGAAGUCACUGGAGGCCCAGGCUGAGAAGUACUCACAGAAGGAGGACAAAUACGAGGAGGAAAUCAAGGUCCUCACAGACAAGCUGAAGGAGGCUGAGACUCGUGCUGAGUUUGCUGAGAGAUCAGUAGCCAAGCUUGAGAAGACCAUUGAUGACCUGGAGGAUGAGUUGUAUUCCCAGAAACUGAAGUACAAGGCCAUCAGCGAGGAGCUGGACCACGCCCUCAAUGACAUGACUUCCAUGUAAUUUUUUUCUCCCUCCCAACCUGCCGUGCCUUCUCCUUUCAUAUUCUGCAGUUUUCUUGUAGCUGACAGCUAGCCGGGAUGCUGCUGUAUGUUACUAUGACACAUUGUUUUACUCAGAGAGUCUUAAACAAUGUAUUUCUAUGUGUGAGCAUUCUCUCAUGUCAAUGUAUCAGUAAGAUUAGCGUGAGUAAGGUCAUGCAUGAUACAUAAGACAGCAUGGACCUCUUAUUUGUAAUUAUCAGUCAUACAGUAAAGUGGCAUCCUUAGCAAUGCAUGGAAAUCACCGUAGCCCCAAGCAUUUCCUCUUUUGAUUGAUCAUCUACUAAUAUGUCCAGCUUCACCCCCAUUAAAUCACCCACACCCCCCCUCAUUUGCUCUGUUUUGUGGCGUGACUCUGUGUUGAUGUUCCGUCCGGUUCACUGUACCUCUUCUCUCCUCCCCCUCACACAGAUAAAUUGUUUACAUCUCAUCAAAGACGCCUCCUUCCGGCUGAGUGGCAUCUGUCCGCCCUCUCCAGCCGUCCCUCCAUCUUCCUUUCCCUCCUCUCAUCUGUGCUUUCCCCGUCAUCGUGUUUGUUCUCAUCCUCAUAUCAAAGCCCAUCCCAUCUCUUGUACAGAAUCCUAAAAUCGUUCUGCGUUGUGUAAAAAAAAAAAAAAGAAUAAA